GGGGCUUCUGCUUCUGUCUACAGCAAGUUUUCUCCGCGUUUCAGAGAUUCAGCCAACAUGCCUGAAGCAUGACGGCAAACUGGUUGAGCUGGGUGAGGAGAAGAGGAGAGAGGAGAAGAGGCAUGUAAGAGAAAAGUUUUCUUUCAAACUCCCAGCUGGAAACAUGGAGAAAAGCGCGACGCAGCAGUGGAGAAAAACUCGCUGAACGGGGAGGAGGAUGGUCGGAAAGUUUAACCUCCGCAAAGCCUGACGAGGAAAUAUAACAGAGCAUGGCGCGCCGUUCUCAGUGUUCCUCUGUUGGGGACAACCCCCUGGACCCCAAUUACCUCCCUCCCCACUACCGGGAGGAGUACCGGCUGGCUGUCGACGCCCUGGUGGAGGACAGCUUGGAAGGAUACUAUCAGUGCCUCCAAAACGUGGAUGUGGUGGACUUCCUGUCCCCGGCUGAGAUCCAGUACAUCCAGAGCGUCAUUCAGCCUCCGAAGCAGAGCAUCCUCUCUGAGCAGCAGUUCCUGGACAGCGAGGGAGAAGGCUCCUCAGACACCUACUGGCCCAUUCACUCCGACCUGGACGUCCCCGGUCUGGACCUCGGAUGGCCUCAGAUGCACCACUUCAUUGAGCCCACAGAGGUCACGACCCUGGUUAACCCCCCGGAGCCGGACAUGCCGAGCAUCAAGGAGCAGGCCCGGCGGCUGAUUAAGAACGCCCAGCAGGUCAUCGCUAUAGUGAUGGACAUGUUUACUGAUGUUGACAUAUUUGCGGAUAUUCUCAACGCCGCUGGGAGGAGAGUUGCUGUCUACAUCCUGCUGGAUGAGCAGAAUGCUGAUCUCUUUGUGAACAUGGUGGCCAACUGCAGAGUCAAUCUGCAGGCCUUCCCAUUCCUACGCUUGAGAACAGUAUCUGGAAUAACAUAUCAGUGCCGCUCUGGGAAAACCUUCAAAGGCCAGAUGAUGGAUCGCUUCCUGCUAACCGACUGCAGAGCUGUGCUGAGUGGAAAUUACAGCUUCAUGUGGUCUUUUGAGAAGCUGCACCGCUGCAUGGCCCACCUCUUCCUUGGACAGCUGGUGACCACCUUCGACGAGGAGUUCCGGAUUCUCUUCGCUCAGUCGCAGCCGCUGAAUGUUGAGAACAUGCUUGCUCAGAUGGAGGAUUUAAAAGUUUUACAAAAGAGACAAUUUCCCAAUGAAAGCUCUUCACUGUACAGAGAGCCUAAAAGAUUCCCGACUCUGGACAUUCCUUCUGAUGACUGGGGAGGACAUCCGUAUGAUGAUCAACUCGAAGGGAAUUUGAGGAUUAUGGCUCUAAAGAGGCAGGGGUCUCUUCGCGGCCCUGCAGAUAUGUAUAAUAGGUUUGGUUCCCAACAGUCGCACAUGGACCCCGGUUUUGACCCGGGUCCUUCACGGCAUUUGAUGACAGAUAAUCCUGCCUUAAAGCGUCACUCUUAUACCGAAGAUGUUCCUGGCAGAUACACAUUCCCAUUAAUGCCACAACAGGGAAUGCCAGACUCUGAGCCAAGGGGAAAACCUUUUUUCCCCUUGCAGUCUUUUCCUGGACCAGAAGAAGAGUACAGCAGCCUUGAUAAGUUCUGGAACCACAGCUAUCUGCCUGAACAGUACCCUGUACCGGCUUUACAACAAGAAGUACCAACAGAAUUUGAUCCUGUUCUUAACUAUUUAUCAUCCACCAGAAAUCUAGAUGUUGAUCAAGGCACAGAUAAACUACAACCACCAGUGGAUUUUUUAUUUACUUCCCCUCAACCCAAAAGACUGGGGGUAGGGCAGCCAUAUGCCUGUCAAACCUCUCCAACGCCUUCCAACUCUGCUGAUCAGAAGCCUUUUUUUCAUGACCUGACCUUGAACCGCAAGGAUCCCACUGUGAAACAAAAGCUGAGAAAUUGGAGGAUUGGCUCAUACCUUAAUACAUAUGAUAAUCCAGAGGAAGAAGGCCUGCCAAUGGUGUCAACUCAGCCGCCAGACACUUUUGAGGAACCUUUGAAUCCCAUCCAACAAUCGGCCCAGCUACUAGAUCUACCAUCUUCUAAAAUACCCAAUGUCAAAGAGUUUAAGGUUACCACUGUACCUAGAGUCAGCCAAAUGCCAGGCUUUGCCAAAGCAGUCACACAAGAGAACUUGAAGAAAGCUCUGGAUGACCCUGUUCCAGUGGUGAUAGAAACCAAAACCACACCAGCAUCCUCAGAAACCUCCUACACAGCUGAAGAGAGAAAAACUAAGGAGGAGGACCAAAAACCGCCAAUAAGCACAGGGCUUCAAAGAGAUGACUCUUUCAAGAGAAAGUGCAAUCCAGGGGGGUUACGAACCUCCAGAUUAAGGUCUUCUCUGAUUUUCAGCUCCCUGGAGCAACAGACCCCUCAAGAAACUACUACUGCAGACCAAGACGAUGAGGGAGGUGACAAAACCAAAACCGAACAGGCCAAACUCCCCCUUGUUUCACAGGUUUUGGGGCAAAGGAGAUCUACUACAAGAGAACCUUUCGAGUGGAGUCGUUACAUAAAAUCCACUUUGGAAACAGUGAAACCAGAUGAUGUAAGCAAAAAAGAGGAGGAUAAAGACACAUCAAAGGGGAAAAAUUCACAAGACCUUGCAGAUACCCUGGAGGCAAAGGAGGCCAUAAAACCAACAGAUGCAGAGCAAGAUAAUGUUUCACUAUUGAUGCCUGAAGUCAAGCUCCCUAAACUAAAGGCACCCAAAACUGAUCAACCGGUACAACCGACUGAACCUCUGCUCACCGAUGUCGAUAUGAAUGAUCCAGAUAAGAGGCUCAUGUUUUUUAAAGAGCUGGCAGCAAAACGUAAAGCUGCUAAAGCUACAGAAUCUCAAAAGGAAAAAGAAAAGGCAGAGUUAAAACCACAAUCAGAGCUCAAAAACAUGUCAGUUUGCCAGAAGGAAGAGUCUCUUCCAAAAAGAACUCCUGAAACUUCAGUUGCUAAAGAUUCAGUAAAAAUGCCUGGUGAAAAUAUCAGCAACAAGGACUCCAAUAUCCCAAAACCUUCUACUGAACUCCAAGUCCAGCCUAAGAAAACUGAGUUGGACAGCCAGUCAGUAGGUGGCCUUUCUGUUUCUGCAGAAACAGGUGAUCCUCCAAGUAAACCUCUAGAAGACCCAACUCUGCCAAAUCCUUUUGUUAAAGAUUGGUUUUCAGCACUGAUUCCUCAAUCUAAGCCAACAUCAGUUGAACUGCCUAAAACCGAUCAACCGGUAAAAAUGCCCAAUCCUUUGUUCACAUCUCCAUAUAUAGAUAUGAGCGAUCCAGAUAAUAGGCUCAUGUUCUUCAAAGAGUUGGCUGCAAAACGAAAAGCUUCACAAGCUAAAAAAGGAGAAGAGGAGGCCCCAAUAAAACCACAGUCAGAUCUCCAGAAUACGUCAAUGUCCCAGAAGGAAGAGGAUCCUUCAAAAGGAACACCUGAAAGCAUGGAACCUUCUGUACCAAAGGAUUCAUCAGAAAAUAUCACUACAUUGUCCACAGAGACAUCAAACUCAGAGUCAUCACCCUCUGUGAAGCAUGAUGAAAAUACCAGGAAGCAGGAUAGUCUUGUCAAAAAUGACCCCAAAACUCUCAGUACCUCUGGAGAACAAGCACAAGAAGUUUCUGCUGAAUCAGUGAAAACAGACUCAGAAAGGCAUUCUGCUGAAGAAACCGAAGCAAGUCAGAGCAAAUCACCAGAAAACCCAGCUGUAUCAGAACUUUCUGUCCAAAAGAACUCACUCAAGCAAGCAAAUGUUGCUCACACUGCCGUUUCAUCCCAUGGUGAAGGCACUGACAGAGGAGAACCUCCUACUUUAGAAUAUGUUUCAAUAAUUCCUAGUUUAGGGGAAGGUUCAUCAUCUACUACUCCCCAAAACACUGAAUCAGUUCAGUUAGAAACCAGUAUUUGUUCUCCUCCUCUUCAUUCGGAAGCAGAAACUACAUCGGAAAUAGACUCAGUGCAAAUCUCUACCUCUGCUACUCCUCCACUUGACUCAGUUUUGCAUAACCACCCUGCCAUGACAGAAGAGACCUCAUUUUCUGAUUCUGCACAAGAAGUGUACAGCUCUACAAAUGUUAGCAGCACAACAUUAUCAAAUAUUGAUGAAAUUAAAGCUCAGGAACCUGUUAGCUCCUCACAGCAAGAGCCCUCCAAUAAAAAUUUACAAACCUCUGAUCAAACUCAUCUAGAUGCUGUUUCCCAAUCCGCUUCAUCUGAGAACACCUCAGUCACUGAUGCUGCAAAUACAGAUCCUGUUGUUUCUCCAGACAAAAAGACUGCUGAUCAGGAGCCGGACAAUUUAAAUGCCACCACAGAGACAAACAGGAAAGAAUCUUUUGCUGGUACACCUUUAGAUGAAGGUUUAGAGAAAAAUGUUACUGAAUUAGUGCAAGAGGAGUCAGUUGCAAAAGAGUGUGAGGCCCUUAAAUCCCCUGAAGAUGCUAAAGCUCAAAGCACAUCUCCUGCUGUUUGUCCAUCUAUACCUGAUUCCACUUUGCCCAGUGAAUCUGGUGAUGAAGGCUCAGUCUCUGAACCAGAUUUGGAAAAGACAACUUCAUCUGUCACAGAGCCAGUUGACACCCAUCUUGCAGAUGUACCUACGGAAACAGGAUCACUUGAAAACACGGAGUCUCCUAAAGCCUCACUGUUGGAAAAAAGUGAACUUCCUCAAGAAGUGGCAAUACAAACUGCUCCAUCCUCCAACCUCAAGCUAACAGACUUGAACACACCCUCAGCUCCUGAAAUAUUAGCAUCUUCCUCAACUUCUGAGUCAGUCCGGUCAGGUUUGGACCCUGAAGCUAAGGCAUCGGUAACCAGUGUCUCUACAGAGCAAAACUUCUCAGAUACAAACUCAGUAUCCAAUGAUACUCAACCAAAAUCAGAGGAAUCUCUUGUUCAGCCAACAACUCAAUCACCGAGCAGCCCAAGUGAACCUACCACGGCGGCCCCAGCUGAAGCUGAUUUGCCAUGCAAAAUGUCUGAAGCAGUCACUCCUCAAAACCAAACACCAGAACCAGCUGCACCUCAGGAGAGUAGUAAAAAAGAGGCUGAGUUAGGGGAAACAGAUGAGAAAAAGUCCAACAAUCUAGAGGACAAAGAUAAGAGCCAGAAACCAUCCACUGAGGAUCCUGCAAGCAGGGAGAAAACAAAAGACCAAUCAAAGCAGAGUAACUGCUCCGAAACAGCUGAGGUGACAUCCAAGCAGCCCAAAUCGAGUCAGUCUCGCUACCACUCUUCAACAGUGAAUGUGAUCGCAAGCAGCAACCUCCGAGAUGACACUAAGCUGCUACUGGAGCAGAUUUCUGCCCAAUCCCAAAGCAGGAACGAAGCAACAAAAGAGUCCCCCGUCACAGACGACGAGAAAGAAGACAAGGCUGGCAAAAAGACUAAAAACGAAAAGGAGUUGGGGUACAGGUCAUACAACAGGGGGCAAACUAAAUCAACUCAGGAGAAGGAGAAGCUAUUGGAGAGGAUUCAGAGCAUGAGGAAGGAGAGGAAAGUUUACAGUCGUUUUGAGAUGGCACCUUAGAUGGAAUCCAAGGGACGUUGAGAAAAGGGAAAGACAUUAUUUGAUUCUGCAAGAUGCCUCUUGCUUUUGCCGCAAACAGGCUUUCUACGCACAGAAGGUUGAGAGCAACGACGUUGCCUUCACUUUCCUUCACCGGACAAAACUACCAGCAGUACAGAACGUUGCAAAGCUGUUCAGCCCCAUGUUCAGUAAAGGGUUUGCUUCAUAAAUUUACUUGUAGAAGACAUGAUCAAAGCUGUAUUUACUGACUACAUGGGUAAAAUGCAAUAUGUGCAACAGGAUGUUUAUGUGGUGAUGCCUGUUUUUGCCUUUUUACUGCAGCACUGUCUAAAGUCAACUCGUUAUGUGAUCUUAUAAAAUCUGAAGUAACCAGAAUUUGUAAAGCUGGUAAAACUGUACUAUAAUUUCUUCUGUGAUAUAUUAUUUUCAUUCACUUUAAAGAAAACAUGAUAGAUCUUUGUAGAUUGUGGAGUUGGAAGAGGUGGAUGUGUAGAUUGCGUCCAUGCAGGAAUACAAAGAAAAUCAUGGAACUACCAGAAAGGAUCAGCAGACUGAGAGAAAAUGUCCCAUUUAGCUGUUUUGACAACAGUAAAGUGGUGUUCCGACCAAAUGUGAUAUUUUGCCUAUUCAAUAUGAGAGACAUUGAAACUAAAGGUUAUUUUCAAGCUGUAUGUCAUUGUAUUAGAAGUCUAUUAUAUAUAAAUUACUCCCAAAUUACA
This is a messenger RNA of Gambusia affinis (western mosquitofish), 6232 nucleotides long. It is a transcript of the gene sack1ha, whose product is annotated as family with sequence similarity 83 member Ha. Gene Ontology annotation, biological process: positive regulation of cell migration; protein localization to cytoskeleton; intermediate filament cytoskeleton organization. The record is from RefSeq and is a predicted model, not a curated record. Gene Ontology annotation, cellular component: keratin filament. The coding region runs from base 270 to 5513 and encodes 1747 amino acids. The transcript is spliced from 6 exons. Lineage: Eukaryota; Metazoa; Chordata; Actinopteri; Cyprinodontiformes; Poeciliidae. Gene Ontology annotation, molecular function: keratin filament binding.